Molecule: messenger RNA, 891 nt
Organism: Fomitopsis serialis
Lineage: Eukaryota; Fungi; Basidiomycota; Agaricomycetes; Polyporales; Fomitopsidaceae
Product: isoprenoid synthase domain-containing protein
Exons: 4
Coding region: 1-891 (296 amino acids)
Source: RefSeq, a predicted model, not a curated record
AUGCCUUCGUCCAACCUACAGCUCCCGCACCUCGUUUCGUUUUGCGACGCCUUCGAGCUCAGGACGAACCGACAUUGUCGCGCAGUCACAAUCGCUUCCAAGAAGUGGGCCGCGCAGUGCCCGUAUCUCGACCACGAAGAACGCCAGGCAGUCGCGGGGCUGCAGCCAGGCCUCCUCGCCUCGCUCUGUUACCCGACCUGCGAUGUCGCACAGCUUCAGUUCAUCACGGAAGUCCUGAUCGUCGUGGUGCAUUGGCUGGACAAGCCACAUGCAGCCGGGGACGAGAGAUUCAUCGACCAAACCUGUACCAAAGUCUCGCGGGACUGGCUGAAGACGUGGCAGCCGCGCUUUCGGCGGCACCUGCAAGCCUUUCGUGACGCUCGGGUACUGGUACAAACGGACAACGAGCGUGCCGUCGUGCCUGACUUGGAGUCGUAUGUUCCCCUCCGCCAGGAAUCCUCGUGCGCCAAGAUCCUCCUGGACAUGAUCGAGUACGCCGUGGGGUUGCACAUCCCCGACACGGUCUACGCGGACCCCGUCCUCAAGCAGCUCCGGAAGAACGCGUGCGACAUCAUAGCCUGGUCCAUCGACAUCGCCUCCGUCGCGCGCAAGCAGGCGACGAGCGACAAGCACAACCUCGUCCUCAGCGCCGUCCACGCCGCGGGCGCGCUCGUCAAGAAGACCGUCGGCGCGUUCCUCGAGAACGAGCGCCUCCUCGCGCAGGCGCACGCGUUCGGCCCGUGCGUCGACGCGGACGUGCGGCGGUACGUGCGCGGCGUGCGCGACUGCAUCGUCGGCCUCACGCACUGGCUCUACGAGACGGACCGCUUCUUCGGCGAGGCGGGCGACGACGUGCGCGACCUCGGCUGGGUCUUCCUGCCGUCGCGGUAG